This is a messenger RNA of Erythranthe guttata (spotted monkey flower), 3161 nucleotides long. RefSeq names its product casein lytic proteinase B3 (gene CLPB3). Gene Ontology annotation, biological process: protein refolding; cellular response to heat. Gene Ontology annotation, cellular component: cytoplasm. Gene Ontology annotation, molecular function: ATP binding; ATP hydrolysis activity. The record is from RefSeq and is a predicted model, not a curated record. NCBI's taxonomy places the organism in Eukaryota, Viridiplantae, Streptophyta, Magnoliopsida, Lamiales, Phrymaceae.
CCCUCAAUUCUCUCGCCGGUGAAUUCCAAAACCCUUGAUUUUACUUGAGUUCCGUUUCAUGGCUUCUACGUCGUCGCUCGCCGCCGUGCAGCUUAAUCUCCGGCGGCCUGAUACUCCGGGUACAAGUACAACCGCCUUGUUCCCCCGUCCGAUGGUGUCCAUCAACCUUUCAGCGAAGCUCCGACACCUGAGGAAUCUCAAUUCACUGAAAUUGAGACCUAAAGACGCCGCCUUUACCAGAAAAUCGGAUGAAUUUACCAGAAAUUCGCGCUCAUUCCGCGUGCGGUGCGAUGCCUCGUCCAAUGGAAGAAUUACACAGGCGGAAUUUACUGAAAUGGCGUGGCAAGCGAUUGUGGCUUCGCCGGAAGUGGCGAAGGAGAAUAAGCAUCAGAUUGUGGAGACUGAGCAUUUGAUGAAGGCUCUACUGGAGCAGAAGAAUGGGCUUGCUCGUCGUAUAUUUUCCAAGGCCGGUGUGGAUAAUACUCGACUUCUCGAAGCUACGGAUAAGUACAUUCAGCGUCAGCCGAAGGUUCUUGGUGAUUCAGCUGGAUCAAUGUUAGGACGAGAACUGGAAGGGCUGAUACAGCGAGCCAGGGAGUACAAGAAAGAGCUUGGUGAUUCAUUUGUGUCAGUCGAGCAUUUAGUUGUUGGAUUUGCACAAGAUAAUCGGUUUGGGAAGCAAUUAUUUAAAGAUUUUCAACUCUCACUAAAAUCGGUGAAGGAUGCCAUUCAGUCCGUAAGGGGACGCCAAACUGUUAUAGACCAAGACCCUGAAGGAAAAUACGAAGCACUAGAAAAAUAUGGAAAAGAUUUGACGGCCAUGGCGAGAGCAGGAAAGCUGGAUCCUGUUAUAGGAAGAGAUGAUGAAAUACGUAGAUGCAUACAGAUUCUGUCAAGGAGAACCAAGAAUAACCCUGUUCUGAUCGGCGAGCCAGGUGUCGGAAAAACUGCAAUUUCCGAAGGGCUUGCGCAGAGAAUUGUGCAAGGAGAUGUUCCUCAGGCUUUGAUGAAUCGUCGGCUAAUAUCUCUUGACAUGGGAGCUCUCAUUGCUGGUGCAAAAUACCGCGGAGAAUUCGAAGAUAGACUGAAAGCCGUACUUAAGGAAGUCACCGAUUCCGAUGGCCAAAUAGUUCUUUUCAUCGAUGAGAUUCACACAGUAGUCGGUGCAGGUGCUACAAGCGGGGCUAUGGAUGCUGGCAACCUGUUAAAGCCCAUGCUUGGCCGUGGAGAGUUACGAUGCAUUGGAGCAACUACUUUAGAUGAGUAUCGUAAAUACAUCGAAAAAGAUCCAGCUUUGGAAAGACGUUUUCAACAAGUUUAUGUUGACCAGCCUACAGUGGAAGACACUAUCUCUAUUUUGCGUGGACUAAGAGAAAGAUACGAGCUGCACCAUGGGGUCCGCAUUUCGGACAGUGCACUUGUGGAAGCUGCUAUUUUAUCAGACCGUUACAUUAGUGGUCGUUUUCUUCCUGACAAAGCUAUUGACCUGGUUGAUGAAGCAGCCGCCAAACUGAAAAUGGAGAUUACUUCGAAGCCAACAGCUCUAGAUGAGAUUAACCGUACUGUUCUAAAACUCGAGAUGGAAAGGCUAUCUCUGACAAACGACACUGACAAGGCGACAAAAGAUAGGUUGAAUCGCCUUGAAGCUGAACUGUCUCUCUUAAAGCAGAGACAAGCUGAGCUGAAUCAGCAGUGGGAACACGAAAAGAAUGUCAUGACAAACAUACAGUCUAUUAAGGAAGAGAUCGACAGAGUAAAUCUCGAGAUCCAACAAGCCGAACGAGAGUACGACCUCAACCGUGCAGCCGAAUUAAAAUACGGGAGCUUAAAUUCUCUACAGCGCCAGCUGGCCACCGCAGAAAAGGAACUCGGUGAGUACAUGAGGUCCGGAAAGUCCAUGCUUAGGGAAGAAGUUUCCGGAAGCGACAUAGCAGAAAUCGUCAGCAAAUGGACCGGAAUCCCCGUUUCGAAACUCCAACAAUCCGAAAGAGACAAGCUCUUAAAUCUGGAGCAAGAACUUCACAAUCGUGUCGUAGGUCAAAACCCUGCAGUAAAAGCAGUGGCAGAAGCCAUACAAAGAUCAAGAGCAGGCCUUUCCGAUCCACACCGUCCAAUCGCCAGCUUCAUGUUCAUGGGCCCCACAGGUGUUGGCAAAACCGAACUCGCGAAGGCAUUAGCAGCAUAUUUAUUCAAUACCGAAGAAUCUUUAGUAAGAAUUGAUAUGAGUGAGUACAUGGAGAAGCACGCGGUUUCAAGAUUGAUCGGAGCGCCACCUGGCUACGUUGGGUACGAGGAAGGAGGGCAGUUGACUGAGAUAGUGAGGAGAAGGCCUUACGCAGUUAUUUUAUUCGACGAGAUAGAAAAGGCGCAUGCGGAUGUGUUUAAUGUGUUCCUUCAGAUAUUGGAUGAUGGUAGGGUGACUGAUUCGCAAGGGCGUACUGUGAGCUUCACGAAUACUGUGAUUAUUAUGACUUCGAAUGUGGGGUCGCAGUAUAUAUUGAAUACAGAGGAUGAUGAUUCUCCGAAGGAGAUGGCUUAUGAGACGAUUAAGAGGAGGGUUAUGGAGGCUGCGAGAUCGAUUUUCCGCCCCGAGUUUAUGAAUCGUGUUGAUGAGUACAUUGUAUUCCAACCGUUGGACCGUGAUCAGAUCGGCAGUAUUGUUAAGUUACAGUUGGCAAGAGUGCAGAAGAGGAUAGCCGAUAGAAAGAUGAAGAUUCAAGUGAGUGAUGCUGCAGUUCAACUUCUAAGCAGUCUCGGUUAUGAUCCAAACUACGGAGCUCGGCCCGUAAAACGUGUGAUCCAACAGUACGUAGAAAACGAGCUUGCCAAGGGAAUCUUGAGAGGAGAUUUCAAAGACGAGGAAACUAUAUAUGUCGACACUGAAGUCACCGCUUUCUCCAACGGUCAACUUCCGCAGCAGAAGCUCGUUUUCAGAAAGUUAGAUUCGAGUUCAGGUGCUUCUUCGGAAGAUCAAGAAGCAGCUUUCUCUCAGACAAUGUGAGAAGAUGCGUUGUAUUUCUCGUAUGAAAUACUUAGUUGUAAUUCUAGUCUACGAUUAGGAGUCUCGAUAUCUAAAUUUAUGGAGUAAUAAAUACGAUUGAUUAUCUCAUCGAGUAUAUUUGAAAUCAUUUUUGUGGUGAACUAACAAAUCACGAAAUAAA